UUCUGGCUGCGGCUUCAACUCUCCAGUAGAGACUCCGGGAGAAAGCGAGGGAAGGAGCCCGCAGAAAUCGUACGGGGAGCAGGAGCGCUACGCGACCCGGAGAGAAAGAUCCGACACCAGGGGUUAAAGAGGAACGGUGGAUAAAAUCUAUCCAGAGGAGGCGGUUCUGCUGCUCGGUACCAUGGAUCUACCCGCCGCGGGAGAGCACGUCUUUGCGGUGGAGAGCAUCGAGAAGAAGCGCAGCAGAAAGGGGAGGGUCGAGUAUCUGGUGAAGUGGCGCGGAUGGUCACCAAAAUACAACACGUGGGAGCCAGAGGAAAACAUCCUGGACCCCAGGCUCCUGGAUGCUUUCCAAGACAGGGAACGCCAGGAGCAGCUGAUGGGAUAUCGCAAGAGAGGACCCAAACCCAAGCACCUCCUGGUUCAGGUUCCGUCUUUUGCCCGGCGGACCAGUGUUUUGGCGGAUCUACAUGAGGUGGCACUGGACAAAGAUAGCUGUCAGAAGACAACCCCCAUUCAGAUGCUGCGUCCACAGGUCCAGCAAUACCAGCUGAACAGCAAGAAGCACCACCAGUUCCAGCCACUGUGCAGGGAAGGCGAGCAGCAGCCCACGGGCAAAAAGUUGUACUAUGAACUCAACAGUAAGAAGCAUCAUCACUACCAGCCCAGCCUCAAAGUGCCUGAACCCAUCUUUACUAAGCCUAGAGAGGUCAAAGCUCCAGAUCUGGCGAACAAAGGAUACAACCUCCCCCCUGUGCUGCAGCAAAAAUGGAUCCGGGACAAGGAUUCUGGCUGCCUCACCAAAGUAAGGGACAUCACCAUGGAGCUGAAAAAACUUCCAGCAGACCUGAAAGAACCAGAAAAGGACAAACCCAAAGAGGAUUCACUAACACAGUCGUUUGGAGUCAGCAACAGCAAACUGAAGAUUGUGAAAAACAAAAACAAGAAUGGUCGGAUUGUUAUUGUUAUGAGCAAAUACAUGGAAAAUGGAUUACAGACAGAAAAGGUCGAAAAAGGGGAAACUGAAAGCGCCUCGAAGACCUCACCGAGUCAUGAUGAGGAAAACCAUGUGGAGAAGAUGAAGCUUGUAAAGAAGCUCGGCCUCAUAAAUGGCUUCUCCAGAAAAACCAACACAACUUUCUCCAGCUCUGACCUUGAGAGACAUUGCACCAAAGAAAAGGAGCAGUCGUCAAAGGUUGGGCCACCUGUGACGGAACAAGAUAAAGAUGUCGGGGUCAAGGGUCGAGGGCUACUUCUAACAGAUCAACCUUUACAAGUGACAGCCAAAUCUAAUCCGGUCUCCUUGCCUCUGGACACUGAAUCGCCUUCUGUCACGGACAAAGCAUCUGGCCCGGGUGGACAGAAGCGACGACCCUCGGACUCCGAUCAGCAUGGGAGUCCCAAGAGGUUUCAUAGCUCUUCAAGUCCCCACUCUGCACACUCCUGUUCAUCGACGGGCAAAGACCAAACCAGCCACCAGGAUGUCCUCAACCUGCAGGACUCUGAGUUUCCUGACCAGGAGGAACCUAUUGACCUGAGAAUAGUGAAAUUGCGGCCUCCAGUUUCUGUUCAGGACGAUACUCAACAGCAGAAGGAAACACCAGUACACACAAACCCCCAGGAUGGAGUACACUCUGUCACAGGUGACAAGGACGUGGUGGAUUCUUUGGCAAUUUGUACCCAAGAGGUACAAAAAGUCAAUACAUUUCCGUCAUUCCAGCCAUUCCUUGGAAAUAUUGUCAUCACGGACAUCACGACGAACUGUCUGACCGUCACCUUUAAGGAAUACAUGGCUGUGUAAUAGCGCAACUCUUGUUUUGUACUUUGUAAUGCUUGAAUGUAUGAACAGACAUGAAUCUGCUGUCCUUGCUGAAGGUGUGUGGCCAUGCUCAUUUCGAUGGAUGGUGACUGUAAACCGUGAAAUUUGAUUUAGAGUUUCAAAAAUUGAACAAAAGGUGCACUUAUUUACUUGUAAAUAUUUUCACUUCACGGAUGUCUUUUGAUUGAUAAACUAAGCUGUCUACCUUGGGUGCUAAUGUAAUCUACUGUACAUAGAAAAUUCUAUUGAACCCUGGUAAAUUACACUGUGUGUGUCUGUGUGUAUUUCUUAUACGUGUGUGUGUGGGUGGGAACAGGUGGAGUUAAUUAAGGAUGCAUGCUGCUUGGACUGAUUACGCCGUUAGGCACGGAAUAACAAGCAGAUAAAGAAAUAAAGCGCCUUUCUUUCAAUGAAAUGUCGUUUGGUUCGUCGUAAGGUUGGUUGUGGCAUGACUCAUCAGACAUGCCAUGGCGUUUUAAGUUGUCUUUGAAAGUGGCAUUUCUGACAUGUCCACCAGUGGCUUCCGAUCGUCCAUUCGAGAUGUUUGUUGAAGCAUUUCCUUCAUUGUCUGAAGAAUAAACGCUUCCUCCUGUCAUGAAUUCAAACCAUCACAUGAUGUAGCUAAUAAGCUGACACGACAGCUGGUCUGGUGAGUUCAUAAACUGAUGGAAAAUUCUUCAUAACACUGUGGCUGACUUCAUGAUGUAACACCCGUGUCCAGCCCUUGUUGAGUCGGUUGUGUCAUGUUGUUCCUUUAAAGAAGUCAUCCAUUCAUCCGCUGUGGAGCUGCAGGUGCACAGGUUAUGUUCCGCAGAUGAAAGGCUUCCUAGCAUAUGAUUUGCAAUAAAAAAAAAAAAGGUCACAGAUUCUAU
Synchiropus splendidus (mandarinfish) is the source of this 2691-nucleotide messenger RNA. Its product is annotated as E3 SUMO-protein ligase CBX4-like. The record is from RefSeq and is a predicted model, not a curated record. The coding region runs from base 182 to 1801 and encodes 539 amino acids. NCBI's taxonomy places the organism in Eukaryota, Metazoa, Chordata, Actinopteri, Syngnathiformes, Callionymidae. Gene Ontology annotation, biological process: negative regulation of DNA-templated transcription. The transcript is spliced from 5 exons.